AUGGACCCCGCCGAUCUCAAUCCCACAGCACUGCUGGAGUCUGCAUGGACCUCACAGGCUAUGGAUCUCUUUGCAGAUGAAUUGCAUGAUCUGGAAUCGUUAGAGAAGGAAGAAGAUGUAUUGUUUCAGGCCGAACUCCAACGUAUACGUGAAAGACCACCAGAGACAGUAGCGGCAAACCAAACAAAUACCGAUCCAAACACCACCGUUUCAGAGAAAAAGGAUGCCGGACAUCAGAAAAAAAAUAGUGUUCCCUCUAGACGUGGUAUGGGAAGUAGAUUAACUUCACAUGUCUCUGCAAGUGGGGCGAGUAAGGCGGCGCUGAUGGUAGCGGCGGCCCGUAAUGCCUCACGACUCACAAAAGAGAAGGAAACGGAUAUGAUUAAAGCACGAGAACGGGAGUUUUGGCAAGUUGUCUUACGUACUAGUAAACAACAGGCUCAACAAGCACGUGAGGUUUCAGAAUUACAUUCUGCAAAUGCUCAACGACAGGAAGAAUUUUUCUCUGCACAUGGUAUAGAAGAAUAUAUGAUGGAUGAUGUCUUGCGAGGAGCACCGAAAGAGUCUCCAAAAACAAUUUCUACAAAAACAAGAACACCUAUAGCCACUGUAAAUGUUACUAGUGAUGAAAUAUGUAAUAAAUAUGAUGAUGUCAGUGAAACACAAACACCAUUGGUAGUUUCUUCCACUAGACCUAUGAGUGGUGGGAUUUCACAAACGGGAACAGAAGCUUCUAAAGUUUCAUUACGUCCUACUUUUCUUGAUGAGAAUGAAUUAGAUCGUAAUUUGGAUGAAUGUGAAUUUAUCAUUGAUGCUGUUGGUUUCGCAAAUGAUCUUAACCUAACUUUAGAGAAAGAAUAUGGUUUUCGACCUGCAUUAGUGCAUUCACCAGAUAAAGGAGAAAGUUCUUCUUCUCCUCCUCCUCCUCCUCCACCUCUCACUUUAGAGGAGAAACUACUUCAACAUACACCUGGUGAUGGAAUGAAUAUAGGAGGGGCUUCUUGGAAUCCCACACUACCACCGUUGAAGAGAAAAAGUGAUGAGAAAUUUCAAAAACGUCAAAUGAAUACUUUUCCAACAAUAGUAACAACCACAACAGGAACAGCAGUAGCAGCAGGAGUAGCAGAAGGAGGUCAUCAUAUUCAUAAAUCGAAAAUUAUACUUCCAUCACUUAAUACUACAGAAGGUGAUGAAUAUCCAUCUGCAAAGGCAACAGGUACUACCCCUUUCCCAUCUGAACGGAGUAAUGUUUCUAGUCAUGUUACAACUCUUGAAUGUACUGCAGUGGAUAACUGUGUUAAAUUGCGAACCACAGCAGGUUUAGAGGCAAGUACAGUUGUUCGUUUUAUUAACCGUGAUCCUAAAAGACUUCGUCUGCGUGUUCGUCCUUCCAAUCAUGCAUGGAUUACUUAUUCUAUAGUGAAUUCAUCUCUGGGUACAACAUCUUUAGGUCAACCUUCUUCUUCCAUAUCAUCUUCAUCCAUAGCAACACCCUCAAGUGUUUGUACUACUAUAAGUGCACCACUUGUUUGUGGGGGUUUUAUUGAUAUACGAAUAACAUUUGAACCCCAAAGUUCAGCAGAACCUUUUAUUGAACAAGUACUACAACUUGGUUAUUGUAGGGAAUUAAACUCUCGACGAGGUGAGGGAGCAAAAUGGAAUUUCUUUGAAGUUACGGUAUUGUGUGAGACUAUUCUUCCACAGUUUCGUCUUAUUCCAAUGUUUAUGGGAGGAGAAGAAGGGAGUGCCAUUUCGUUUCCUCUUACUACUGGUACUAAUACUACUCCUACUCCUACCAAUACAGCUCUUACGACUGCUACUGUUCCUAAUACUAUUCCUAAUAGCGCUACUAGCAACGUCAGUACUACUAUUACUCCUUCUAAUAGUGUUGCAAGUAUGAAAACUACUUCUGUUGUUGGUAAAAGAUAUGGAUCCUCAAGAAUAAUGGAAGAGGAUGUUUCAUCAUGUGAUUUUCCAUAUACCUUUCUUAUGAAUUCUUGUACAAGAUGGUAUUAUCUGGAAAAUAUAGGAUCAGAUGCUGUCAUCUCAUUAAGAAGUAGUUCACCCUACUUUAAGGUUAGUCCUACUCCUGAAACUACCAUCUUAUUACCAGGUGGAGACCGUGUAGAGAUUGCUGUUUGUUUCGCCCCAAUGGAAGAAGCGAGAUAUGAAACGGAAAGACUUUUUAUCGUUGUACGAGAUUUUGAAGAUGGACCUAUUAUAGCAGAACAUCAUUUUGGAUUACGUGGAGAAGGUGUAUUACCUAAAGUUGAACUUAUUCGUAUUGGAUCAAUGGAAUUAACUCCACAAGGGAAAGAAAGAAAGCAACAGGAAGAAGAAAAAGAAGCAGAACAAGAACAACAACAAUUAGAUAAGAAAACAAAUAUACCACAGUACCUUGUACCUGAUACUACACCCGGUGUGGAAACAGAAGUAAUCGUGGAAUUACGUAAUACUUGCCCUAUUCCUUUACCAUAUUAUUGGAUUACUGAAACCAUUGGUGGUACGUAUAUACGUAGUGAUCCUAUUAAUGAUACAAGUAAAGAUCCUAAUGAUGGUAAAAUGGUAACAAUUCAUCAUCAUGAUAAUAAUAGUGAUCCUUCAGGUGUACGAUUCCGUGUAACUCCUGUUACUGGUAUAUUAGCUCCACACAAGAAAACUUCUUUUCGUGUUUGUAUGCAACCCUCACGAGCAUUUCCCUUUGCAGCGGUGGUAAACCUUUUCCUAGAAGGAUUACCUGAACCACCAGAAGGAGAAGAAGAAGAAGUACCAGUGAUGGAGGGAGUUUCACCUCUUGCAGUUGCGAAUGUAAUGACGGAGUACUCUCGUCGAAAGACAAUUCCCGCUUUACCAAAUCACAAUCAAGUUGAUCAAAUGUCUGAUCCCUAUUGUGUUUUUCAAUAUUGCUCUAAAGUUCAACCAAAGGAGAAUCGAGGUGUUUUUGCUACUGGAUUUUAUCUCUUUGCAGAUCCUGUGGUACCAUCCUUUGUGAUUGUCCCAGAUCACUUGGAAGAAGGUGUGGAAUGUUUGGUUCAGUAUGAAAACGUACGCCGCAUUACAUUACAAAAUAAUUCCUCACGUCCAUUACAUUUCGUAUUUGAUCCAAAACCAGAAGAGUGUCCUCCAGAGAUGGUACUUUCACCAAUUAGUGAUCGUGAAGAUAUAGAGGUGAAAUUUCAACCAAGAAAAGGAUGUGUACAACCCAAUAGCAGUGUGACCGUUACAUUUCGCUUUAUUCUACGAGCUGUGGAUUACUUUUCGUUAUCUAUUGAUUGUUAUAUUCCAGAACUUGUGGAAUUACUACGAGAUACGAGAAGAGCAACAACAUUGGGAAUAUCAUCUUUAUCUAAUCUGCGUUGUACACAUCAACUUCAUCUUAGUGUUACAGGUGUGGGACCUUCUGUACGUACAAGUACAGAUUUCUUAGAUUUUGGUCUCAUUGAAGAAGGCAGUGAAGGGGAAGCAUCUUUUACGGUAACGAAUGAUAAUCCAAUUCCUGUUUUAUUUGAUUUACAGGAUCCAAUGAUGCGAGAACCACGUCGAUUUGUAUUUCUUCCACCAUCUUUCCGCCUUGGGGCUGGAGAGUCUGUAGAGGUAACGGUAUACCGUCAGGCAGUGGAAACAGGGGAUUCACAAACCUUUUUUGAAUUAGUUGUGCGAGGAGGUGGAACCAUUGCAAUUGAAACACGUGCCACUAUUCAAAGACCUUUACUUAUAUUACAAGAAGCCGUUGUGAAUUAUGGAGUUGUACCAGAUGGGGCUUGGGUAGAAGAAAACUUUAUUCUAUCCAAUACAUCUGCAUUUGAUAUUCCUUACAGUGUAGAAACGGCUGUUGUGCCUCCCUAUUUACAAGUAUCUUUACCUCCUCCUGGUGUUAUACAAGCCGGACAUCAUGGAAUUUCUAUUCCGGUUCGUUGUGUUUUUUCGUGGAAACCUGGUAAUGAACCUUAUGAAGGACUUUUACGUAUUAAUAAUGGACGUACACAACAACAACAACUUCUUUUAGAACUUUGUUGUGAUUCUGUACAACAAUUAACGGUAUCACUUGAUCUUAUUCCUAUUCCUAAGGUAAUGGAAGGAUCUUCUGUAAUGGCAUGUACACCACCUGUUUUACCGUAUACUCUUCCACCACCACCAAUCAUGGAUAUUGCUAGCUUUAUGGAAGCAUUAUUAUGGAAUCUUGUUGAAGUUAAAGUGUUUCAUAAUGAUGUACUCUCUGUUGACAAGGACAGUAGUAGUAGUGGUAGUAGAAGAAGUUAUUUUACCACUGAUAUAGAGAAUGAGACGGCAAAUGUAAAUACCUUAAUGGAAAGAAAAGAACCACCACUCAUGUUAAGACCCUAUUGUCCACCUGUGGUAUUAAAGGCCCAUUUACCAGAUUGGGAACCUGUAUGGUCAGAAUUAAUGGUUUUACGCCUAAAGAAUACAACGGGUUGUCGUAGUUCAUACUCUGUAGAAGCUAUGUGUUACACCCCAGAGACAAUGAUUGAAGGAACAGAAACAGAUGGGAAAAGAAUAAUGAAUACCUCUUUUAAAACCACUCAGGGUGGGAAUAGAAAUACACGAAUAACUAUGCCGCAAUUCACUCAAGGACAUGGAGAAGGAAAAGAACUAUCAUCUCAACAAAAACAAGGAAAUAGUUCUCCUCUUUCAAGUUCUCGUGGAACAGGGAAAGGAAAUACAAUGAUGACAAAAAUUAUGGGUACUGAAAAACAUGCCUUUUGGUGUAAAAGUGUAGAUGGAACAGAACAACGUGAACGUGAACGCCGUGCGGCUUUAGUAGAUGCACAGAAUGUAUUAUUAGAUGGUAGAGGAUGUGCAACUGUGUUUGGUAAACCAAUAGAAGGUUCACUUCAACCCUAUGGUACUGUGUUAUUACCUCUAUCUAUUUGUGCAAACCUUCCAGGAUUAUAUGAAGAAAAACUACAAGUGUCUUGUUGUAAAAUUCCCCCAACACAAAUUCCUAUAAAGUUUGAAUUAACUGGAAAACCAUUAUUAUUUGAUUUUACUACAGCAGGAUAUAAUGUAAUAGAUGGGAAACAAGUACUUCUUAUGCCUUCAGUAAUUGCUGGUUUGGGACGAUCACGACGUACAGUUUCUCUGGUAAAUCGGGUUCCACGAGACUUGAAUGUCUCUGUACAGAUAUUUCUCUCCGCCAUGGCUUUCUGUGUAGUUGCGGUUGAUGAUAAUGUAGAGGCCGGUGAGGUUACAUUACGUUUAGAUCCUAUUACAGAAGAACAACAGAAACUGGAAUCAAAAAGAAAUGGAAGAGUAUCCGCAUCUCCAGGUCAUUUUCUUCUUCCUUGUAUGUCCACAAAAGUCGUUACUCUUGAAUUUACACCAGAUGCUGCAUUUGUACCUAAACAAAGUUGGGAAAGAGAAUGGCGUGGUGGGGCUAUUAUUACAGCAGAGAUUGCGGAAACACCUUUUAAUGAUAGUUUUCUUAUUGAUGAGUUUUAUCGCAUUCAUGCUGAAGAAUAUCCAGCACAACGUGUAUUUAAACGGAAAAGGUUUGGAGAAUCAGAACCAGCAUGGAUGAAAAGUAUUGUACGCCCUAUUGCUAUGUUAAAGGUAAAACAACCGUUUCUUUCUCGUCCUGGAGUGUUGAAAAAGAAUGUGAUUCUUUCAGUUGGUCCAAGAGAAUUAUCCAUAUUGAAGAAUAAUAUAGGAUGGUUACCAAAUGAUGAAUCUGAGAAGGGUGGUAAUGAUAAUAAUAAUAAUAACAAUAAUAAUAAUGGUAGUAGCGGUAAUGUUCAUAGCAGGAACAAUAGUAAUAAGGUUAGUGAAAGUUCCAUCCAUGAGGAUAGCUCAGAUAAGGAUGAGGAGGAGGAAGAGUAUGAAGAUAAUAAUAAUGAAGGUAAAGAUGAUGAUGGUGUGAGGAGAAUAACAACUACUAGUGGGACCUGCACAGAAAGUGAGUUGGAUGAACUUCACCCACACAAUCAAGUCUCCCGUCCACCAAUAGAGACUAUUCUCGCAGGUGAAACAGAACGUAAAGCUCUACGUGCCUAUAUUGCCCAACGUCGAGUGGAAUUAACAGAACAGUGUAAACGUUAUUUUAUUCCCACAGAACUUGAACUCCAGGCACAAUGUGGAGUGGCACAAUUAGAUGUGGAACCAUCCAGUAGUGUUAUUCGUUUCCCAAAGUAUUUAGAAGGUGAAUAUUGUAGACAAUCUAUACGGUUAACCAAUACUCGCUGUGCUACCAUUGAUUUCUUACUGGAUUUACCAUCUCCUUCAUUCCGCAUUGUAUCCGCUGAGUUUAUCUCUAUGAAUAGUGAUCACGAGGAACUUGAAGUAGAUGAUGAGGAGGCUUCAUUAGCACAACGGGCAAUGGAGAGUUUAAAAUGGAGCUCUUUUGAUGAUAGACAGAAAGCACAACAAAUUGUAGAGAGAGGUAAAAGACGAAGGACUGGAGACACAGCGAAGAUGGAAGUAACGAUAUCAAAAUCUUCAUUAUCUAAAUAUCGUGGACAAUCAAGUAUUGAUACUGAACUUGUAUCAACGACAAGAUACCGUUUACGUCCAUACGAUGCCUUUGAUAUAACAGUAGAAUACAAUGUAGAGUCUAGAGAAGAAUUAGAUGCUUUACUGCGUUCCUCCAACGAAGUAGAGACAACACUUAAUAUUCUCUUUCUCACAAACAGUGACACCGCUUUAAAUGAUGCUAAUAAUAAUAAUACUGCUGCUGAUAAUCAUCAUCAUAAUGAAAAUGAUCGUCAUAUACAUUCUCCACAACAAAGACGAACUUUAGGAGGAGUACAUGGAGGAGAUUUUCUUAUUCCUCCGUUGGUAUCACCAGUAACUGAAUUGCGGCAAGUGAUUCCCCUCGCCGUGACUCUCUCAACACCAUCAGUGAGUUGUAAUCCACCAAUGCUGUGGUUUCGUCCUUGGCAGUUGGUACAUGAUGGCAGACCCCAACCAUCCUAUGUGCAGAAGAUACAAUUGUUGAAUGCAUACUUAUUACCAGUUCAUUUUGAAAUAGUUCCUCGUAUUCGAUUAGAUUCCACCUAUUUCUUGCCUACUACCACUAGUAUUACGACAACAGCUACGAUUCAACCGAAUAGUAAUCACCAUUAUCCUCAUCAUCAUAGUAAUAAUAAUACUAAUACGAACACCAACACCAAUUCCAACGGUCGUGAGUCCUCUAAGUCUCGGCAGAGUGGUACAAAUCGUCCGACUCCACGUAUUCUCCCGCGUGAACGUCAAUUAAAGGAAAUGACUCACUAUUGGGAUAGUGAUGAUCAUAAUAAUAAUACGGCUCCUCUGGAUGUUCCCACAAGUGAUGGACAUCGUGUAAGUGAAUCUAAACAAGAAUCCCAACAAGGAAAAGGGGAAUCACUCCAACAGGAACAAAAAGAAGAGAAACGAGAGCCGCCUCUAAUGGAAGGUUCCAGUCGUUUUAUUAUUUCUCCUUUAAGAGGAAUUAUUCCAGCCGCCACACGAGGUGGUCAGCCUGGUGUUUACGAGAUAUCUGUGGAAUUUAAUGAAUACGCGAAUGUGCGCUUUGAGGCCAUUUAUGAUGUUUUGAUUAAUAAUCGUCUUUUGGAAUCCUGUAGCUUUCUUCUUCGUGGUGACAGUCGUGAAACUGAGAUUUAA
Messenger RNA from Trypanosoma theileri, 7599 nucleotides. RefSeq lists its product as uncharacterized. The coding region runs from base 1 to 7599 and encodes 2532 amino acids. Lineage: Eukaryota; Euglenozoa; Kinetoplastea; Trypanosomatida; Trypanosomatidae. The transcript has a single exon. Gene Ontology annotation, biological process: negative regulation of cell population proliferation. The record is from RefSeq and is a predicted model, not a curated record.